Amblyraja radiata (thorny skate) is the source of this 4325-nucleotide messenger RNA. RefSeq names its product discs, large (Drosophila) homolog-associated protein 4b (gene dlgap4b). Gene Ontology annotation, molecular function: molecular adaptor activity. Gene Ontology annotation, cellular component: glutamatergic synapse; postsynaptic specialization. Gene Ontology annotation, biological process: signaling. Bases 276 to 3173 code for a protein of 965 amino acids. Lineage: Eukaryota; Metazoa; Chordata; Chondrichthyes; Rajiformes; Rajidae. The record is from RefSeq and is a predicted model, not a curated record. The transcript has 12 exons.
AUCUUGCCGACAUCAGCAUUUUAAUUGCAGCAAGACAACAAAGAAUAUUGGUGUCUGGGAUGUCUGAAUGACUGGCUCCUCCUGCAGCCCUUGGCCUCGUUUUACAUUGAGAGUUUGUUCAGCCGACUGCUUCAGGAGGUGACGUUCAGCUCCGCUCUGCCUGGCUGUAACACAGUGGAGACACAAGGACUUGCCACCUGCGUGGUCACCUGACAGGUUCAUCUGGAGAUCUACGUGUGUGGGAGACAAGAGAUGAUAUUUGAAUCUGGGCAGCAAUGAAAGGUUUAGGAGCUAAUCGAAGCCGUCACCUCUCUGACAACUGCGACCCUACAGAGCAGAUGUACCCCAGCCCAAUGCAGGAGAGGAACCCCUACCUGUUGACUCCUGUCGACCCCUAUCAGAUGGAGCAGCAUCGCUUCCCCUCCUCUAAUGCCAUGCCGGCUGACUGUCUGCUACCGCUCAAUAACCAGAUUGCCAGCAGCACCUUCCCCAGGAUCCACUACAACUCACACUUUGACCUCCCAGACGAGUGUGCUUUCACCCCCAACACAUCUGGCGGUAAAAUUAACCGGCUUCCCGCCAACCUGCUGGACCAGUUUGAGAAGCAGUUGCCGAUGCACCGGGAUGGGUUCCACACACUGCAGUUCCAGAGGAGUGAUAAACAUCGCAGCGAGAGUCCGGGCCGCAUCCGCCACCUUGUACAUUCUGUGCAGAAGCUCUUUGCCAAGUCUCAGUCCCUCGAGGGCUCGGGCAAAGGGAGUCUGAACGGCAGCAAGUUCGGCUCCGACGACUCCAAGCAGACCAAGCGGAGCAAGAGCAAGGAUCGCAAGUUGGAGUCAAAGCGAAGAACGAGGACCAACAUCUCCGGCUGGUGGAGCUCAGACGAUAACCUGGACAGCGACAACUACAACUAUCGCAAUCCCAUGAGUUUAAUGACACUGGGGAGACGGCCUGACCACGGGCCCGCUAAAUACCUGAUGAAUGCUUACAACACUAUCAGUGAACACACCCUCAAAGCUUCAAAAAGCAAUAAUGACCUGAAGUGUUCCCCGUGUGUGAAUAUCCCCAUCAACACCGACUCCAAGUACAUCAAGCGCGGCUCCUGGUCCACGCUCACCCUUAGCCAGACCCGAGAGGUUUGCCAGAACUCAGCAGCCACCAUGGACAGGGCAAUGCUAAAAUCCAGAUCCUAUCACCAUGACCUGGCAUCUCAGUAUCUGAAGGUUCCUCUUCAUGAUGAUUGGAAUAGCACCCUUUCACGAGGAAGAGUCGGGGAGAUUCCCUGUCGACGGAUGCGCAGUGGCAGUUACAUUAAGGCGAUGGGAGACGAUGACAGUGAAGACUCUGAGAUGAGCCCCAAACCAUCGCCAAAGACAGCAGCACGACGGCAGAGUUACCUGAAGGCCACGCAACAGUCCCUGAGUGAGCAGAUCAGCCAGCGCAACCAAAGCUACCUUGCAUCAGUCAGUGAGUCUAUCCACAGGAGUCUUGAUUGCCUGGAUACUGUGGAUCUGAACUCGGCAAACUUCCAUGGAUGGAAUGAAGACGACAUGGGAAGCACAGACACCCUCAAAUCCAACCUUAUUAACCAGGAGCAAGAAAUGGAUUUUAGCAAUCAGUAUGAGAACAUCUGUGAGCCGGUCUUCAACGAGGUGGAUUUGCAGGCUGUGGAUGCCCUUGAUCUGCCCAUUCCUGGCUGUUUCCGCUCAAGAAGCCACAGCUAUCUCAGAGCAAUACAGGCUGGCUGCUCUCAGGAUGAUGACAAUGUCUCUGUCCGCUCAGUGUCUCCCCCACCUAUAACAACCACAGUUAGAACCAUGCAAACCAACACCAUGUCCUCAUGCAUAACCACUUACAAGAAGACUCCUCCACCAGUUCCACCGCGAACCACAUCUAAACCAUUUAUUUCAGUUACAGUCCAGAGCAGUACAGAAUCAGCACAAGACACAUACCUUGACAAUCAGGACCAGAAGAGUGACAUCAACAGUCAAUCUGGUCUCAGCAAUUCUUCGGACAGCUUGGAUAGUGCCAGAGCUCUGAACAGUACUAAGACAGGAAGUGUCAGCAUACCACUCCGUGAACAGUCAGAGAGCCACCAUCGAAAUGCUACCGUGACAACUGACAUAGGAUCGCUCGUCAGUGAGGAUCCAAAGUUGGAAACUCUCCCAAAGAGAAAGCUCUCUUCUAUAGGAAUACAGGUUGACUGUUCCCCAAACUUAAUUAAGGAGCAGGAUUCUCAUCUGAUCAACAAAUUCCAGUCAAUUGGAAUCCAAGUGGAAGACGAGUGGCAUUUAAGUCGCUCCAGCACCAUGAUGUCAAAACAAGAAACUGACUCUGAUACACAGGAAUGUAGUAAUGCUACUGCUGGAUCCCAGGACAUAAGCAAUCAAUUUUCUGAUUCAAACCAGCAUCAUCAUAUCUCGAACAGUGAACCUUCUGUACGACAGCAUGCGAAAAGCUCGCAGAUAAAGAAUAAAGCUUUUGCUUACAGUGAUAACUUAGACCCAGCUCUAGAUCCAUCCUCUUUACCACCACCAGAACCAUGGUUAGAAUCUACUACCAAUCUUCCUGUCGAACCAGUGCAUGCUUCUUCCUGUUGUCGGGAUGGCUACUGGUUCUUGAAACUGUUACAAGCAGAAAAAGAAAGAAUGGAAGGAUGGUGUCAUCAAAUGGAGAAAGAAACCAAAGAAAAUAAUCUUUCUGAAGAAGUCCUAGGGAAAAUUCGAAGUGCAGUGGGUAGUGCACAGCUUUUGAUGUCUCAGAAAUUGCAGCAGUUCCAUGGUCUCUGUGAGCAGAAUCUGAACCAAAAUGCCAACCCACAGCCGACUGCACAAGAUUUAGCUGGUUUUUGGGAUAUGCUGCAGCUUUCCAUUGAAGAUAUUAGCUUGAAAUUUGAUGAACUUUAUCAUCUCAAGACAAAUGACUGGCAACUAGUUGAAAUGCCAGAAAAGAAGGAAGAGAAAAAGCUGCCCCCUCCAGUGCCAAAGAAACCAGCGAAGGGUAAAACUCCUUUAAAUCGUGAGAAACUGACGGAUUCAGUUGACAAGCAACGGCAGGAAGCUCGCAAGCGGUUAAUGGCAGCUAAGCGAGCUGCAUCUGUGCGGCAGAACUCUGCAACAGAGAGUGCAGAUAGUAUUGAAAUAUAUGUUCCAGAGGCACAAACCCGUCUGUGAAUUGGAGCGUACCUUUUGUAUACAUUUUGGACCAACUUAAACAUCUGUGGUCUGUGCUAUUCUACAAGCAACAAUAAGCAUCAGAUAAUAGAAUGAAGUGCUUAUUAGUACAUUUGACAUUGCUAUUCCAUGUCAAACUCCCAAAAUCCUGUAAUGUCAACUCUGAUAUCUCAUCAAUGUGUACAUGGGCUGCCAUGCUUCCCUGUCAUUUGCAUGGCUUUGUCUUAUCUGCAGCCAACUUUUCUGUAAACCAAUUAGUUUGUGUUCAUCCCUCAACAGCAAAUUGUGUUUUAUCUAGCAUACAGGAAAAGAUCUUGCUUAUUUUGAAAAAAGUACAUCAAUUCUUCUUAAACUGAUGAAAACAUUUGAAGGAAGAUGAAGUUUCUUGAAUAACUAAACCAGAGCUCAAUUCUAUUGGGUUGUUGCCACUUCUGAGAAAUGUAUUCAUGUAAUUCAUCUGCAGAAACUGUAGCUUUGCAGAUUAUGCUUCCAUUGGCUCUGUAAAUUUAGAGUGCUGCUGUAAAAUGAUGUAAAACCACUCUACCAUUCAGUAGAGCAAAGCAAUAGAGCAUUUAAAUGUUCUCACAUUUUUUCAAAUGUACAGAAGUGAUAUAAAAACUGUUCAGAAUUGUAGAAUCAUUUUAUGAAACAAGCACAUACAGGAAAAAGGUUUUAUCAAAACCAAUCUGGUAUUUGAACCUUUUGGAAUGUGUUAUUGGAUUUUGCAGCCAAACUUUUAAAGAAUUUGUCUCAUUUGUUAUGGUUACUUCCUCAAUCUAGCAGUAGAUUAAAGUGGUUGUUUAUAUGUAGAUAACUAGUUUAAGUAUACAGAUGAAGAUAAACUAUGGAGAGAACCAUUGUUUUGAUUGACUGAAGAAUCCUGUUAGGUGCAAGUGUCCUGUUCAAAACAAGUUGGCGAACUUUCAUAAAGUGAAGCACUACCUACUAGCUUUUGUCCAAAUAUACUUUCUAUAGCCUAAUAUUCUCAAUUGUUUUCAUCUUCAUGCUGCACAGUGUCAUACUUAGAAGAUUGCCAAAUGUUUACUGAUCAUAUUUUCACUUUUAAUAUCUGCUUUUAGCAGGAGAUUACAUUUUGAACAUUCAGAUAUUAUUUGCAGAUUAAAUUUGAGGAAAAGAUUUUAAUUUCAAAGA